Messenger RNA from Indicator indicator, 4200 nucleotides. It is a transcript of the gene NCAPD2, whose product is annotated as non-SMC condensin I complex subunit D2. The record is from RefSeq and is a predicted model, not a curated record. Bases 1 to 4200 code for a protein of 1399 amino acids. Gene Ontology annotation, cellular component: condensed chromosome, centromeric region; nucleus. The transcript has 31 exons. Gene Ontology annotation, biological process: mitotic chromosome condensation; meiotic chromosome condensation; mitotic cell cycle. Gene Ontology annotation, molecular function: histone binding. Lineage: Eukaryota; Metazoa; Chordata; Aves; Piciformes; Indicatoridae.
AUGGCAGCGGCCUGGGAGUUCCAGUUGCCCCUGGCACCUGGCGAUCUGCUGCGGUGCGGCGGCUAUGGGCGCUAUGUCGUGCAGGACGUGCUGCCUGUCCGCGAACUGUCGCCCGCUAUCACAGCCUUCCGGACCGCAUUUCGAGCACAGGGCGCGUUGGCGGUGCUGCAGCACUUCGAUUCCAUCUACAGCUUGCUUCACCACUUCCGAGCUGUAGAGUCUGCUAUCAAGGAGGAUGCUGUGGAACUGCUGAUGAAAGUGGUGUCCUAUCAUUCCAAUGAGCUUCCCACCAUCCUGGCUGAUUCUGGGCUGAGCAGUGCAGACCGCAAAGCUCACCUUAAUGCUCUCAAGAUGAACUGCUACUUGCUGACUGGUCUAAUGAAUGCCUUUGAAAUGGAAAUCUGCAAGUGUGGUGUGCUGGAAGUAGAUCCUGGUGGGAAGAAUAAGAAGAAAAGGCCCAAGAGCUCUGUAUUCUUGUGGGAAGAGGAGAGGGAGCCUCUUUUACGGUUGCUCCUGCAGCUGCUGCAGCUGGAUCUGUGUCAGCUUUGGGGUGGUUUGGUGGUAGAAGAAGAGUUUGUCAGCUUAAUGACAGGAAGCUGCUACCGUAUCCUGGAGAAUCCAAGUAUUGGCCUUCAGAAGCACCGGGCCACACGUGAGGCCGUCACACACCUGCUCGCUGCAGCUCUGAGUCGCUAUGAUCACAUAUUCAGUGCCACUCUGAAGAUCACACAGAUGCUGCAGCACUUCGAACACGUAGCUCCAGUGUUUGCACAGGCUGUGAGCCUCUGGGUUACAGAGUAUGGUCUGAAAAGCCUGGUGGGUGAAUUGCUAAGGGAAAUCGGGCAGAAAUGUCCCCAGGACCUGUCCCGUGAUGCUUCUGGAGUCAAGGGUUUCGCUGCCUUUAUAACUGAGCUGGCAGAACGGACUCCUGCUCUAGUGCUCUCCAACAUGAGUGUUCUCCUGCCUCACUUGGAUGGGGAGAGCUACGUGAUGCGCAAUGCCGUGCUGGCGGCUAUGGCCGAGGUGCUGGUGCAGGUGCUGAAUGGUGACCAGCUGGAGGAGGCUGCCCGUGGCACCCGGGACCAGUUCCUGGCCAUGCUGCAGACCCACGUCUGUGACAUCAACAGCUUUGUGCGCAGCCGUGUGCUGCAGCUCUUCACUCGCAUCGUGCAGUGCAAGGCCCUGCCUUUGACUCUGUUCCGGUCGCUGGUGCCGCUGGUUGUCGGGCGUCUCAAAGACAAAGCUGUGGUUGUGGUUAAAAAUGCCAUCCAGCUCCUGGCUGCCUUUCUGUCCAACAAUCCAUUCUCCAGCAAGCUCAACUGUGCUGACUUGGCUGAGCCACUGAAGAAAGAGAUGCAGAAACUGCAAGAAAUGAAGGACCAUAGCAGAACCACAGCAGAUCCAGUGGUCAACCCAGAGGAAGAGUGGGAGGCAAUGCUGCCAGAAGUUAGGGCUGCCACACAGCAGCUCUUUCAACCACUGCAGGAAGAGGAAGAGGACAUGGUGGAAGUUGGAGAAACAGUGGAGAGUACGUUGGAGCAAAUCACUAAGCUGUUGAGGAAGCUGAAUUACAAGAGUGCAGCCCGCCUCACGCAGAAGGCCCUGAGCUGCUUCCAGGGGAAGGAGCCCUUCACUGGUCCCACAGAGGAAAAUGAGGAGGCAACAAUCCUGGGUGUUCUGAAGAGACUUUACACAGGUUCAUGCCCACCUGAGAACUGUGAGAAUCCUCCACAUGGCAACAGUCUUAACAGUGAAGAAGUUGUCCUGGAAGAUCAACCUCAGACAGAGCUGCUCAAACAGCAGAUGGUGGUGCAAUACCUGAAAGAUGCUUACAGCUUCUCAGAGAAAAUCACAGAAGCCCUGGGCCUGAUCAGCAAGAUGAUGUAUGAGAAUUCCAUCUCAGUGGUGCAGGAAGCCAUUGAGUUCUUUGUGACAGUGUCGCAGUUUGGGGUGCCCCAGGCCCUGCUGGGAGUGCGCAGGAUGCUGCCCCUCAUCUGGUCAAAGGAGGCUGGCAUCAGGGAGACGGUGCUGAGCGCCUACAGGAGACUCUACCUGCCCGCCGGCGCCGACUCGCACAGGGCCAAGGCCCAGAGUCUGGUGCAAUCCCUCUCUCUCCUCAUGGUGGAUGCAUCACAAGGAACAAUAGAGUGCUUAGAAGAAAUAGUCACAGAGUUUGUGCAGAAAGAUGAAAUCAAUCCAGCUGUGAUCCAGCUGCUUUGGGGGCGAUUCACAGAGAAGUCUCAGUGCUCCCCACAAGAACGUUGUGCUGCUGUGAUGCUGCUGGGGAUGAUGGCACGAGGGAAGCCAGAGAUCAUAGGCAGCAACUUGGAUGUCCUGGUGACAGUGGGGCUGUCUGAAAGGGCACAUGAGGACUAUCGCCUGGCUCUAGAAGUGUGCCGUGCCAUCUCCAAACUUGGCAGUAACCCAAAGCCAGCACUGGGCAAGGACACUGCACCUUUUCGACUGCCACAGGACCACACACUCUUUGGUUGCCUGAGUGAGACACUGAGUCAAGGCUUUGCCCAGCCAAGUAGUGACUGGAUCCCCUUUAUGGAGGCAGCAGUUGCCCUGAUCUACCAGCUGGCAGAAGGUGCAGAGAAGAUCUGUGCUCACAUCCUGCAGAAGUGCACUCAGCAAGUGCUUGAGAAGCUGCAGGAGGCCGAUGGGCAGAAAGCUGAUGCAGGGGGUUCUCCCAGCAGAGCCUCUGAAGGUGACAGCAGUCUCCCUGCAUUCCUACUGACUCAUCUGGUGUCCCUGGUGGGAGAGGUGGCAUUGCAGCAGGUGGUGCAUUUGGAAGUGGCAGUGAGUGCAGAGCUGCGCAGGCGCCGCACCCUCAGGGAGGAGAAGACCAAGAAACAAUCCAUCGGCAGCACCAGGAAGCAGAGACCCCAGAGCUCAGGAAAUGAGACCAGUACGGAAGAGGAGCUCCUUGUGGGAGCCUCUGCUGACGACAUAGAGGCUGAGCUCAUCCGCAGUAUUUGUGAGGCAGAACUUCUAGAGGAGAACCACCUCUUCUCUGCCUUUGUUCCACUGGUGCUCAAGAUCUGCAACAACCCUGGGCUCUACAGCGAUGCGUCACUCUCGGCUGCUGCAGCCCUCGCUCUUGGCAAGCUCUGCAUGAUCAGCUCUGAGUUUUGUGACUCCCACUUGCGCCUGCUGUUCACUAUGAUGGAGAAGUCCACACUGCCUAGGGUGAGAUCCAACCUCAUCAUUGCAGCAGGAGAUCUGGCCAUCCGUUUCCCCAACCAGGUGGAGCCUUGGACAUCACAUCUCUAUGCCAGGUUGCGGGACCCCUGCCCCAGUGUGAGGCAGACAGCUGGGGUGGUGAUGACUCACCUCAUCCUCAAAGACAUGGUCAAGGUGAAGGGCCAAGUGAGUGAGAUGGCAGCUCUGCUUGUAGACCCAGAGGAGGAGAUCGUGGAACUGGCUCAGAGCUUUUUCAGUGAAUUCUCCAAUAAGGGCAAUGCCAUCUACAACCUGCUUCCAGACAUCAUCAGUCGCCUCUCAGACCCCAGCUGUGGCACAGAGGAGAAGGACUUCCACACCAUCAUGAGACAUCUCUUCUCCUACAUCACCAAAGAUAAACAGACUGAGAGCCUGGUGGAGAAGCUGUGCCAGCGGUUCCGGAUUGUCAGAACUGAACACCGGUAUCAGGACCUGGCCUUCUGCCUUACUCUGCUUCCCCUCUCAGAACGGGGCCUUCACAAGCUGCAGGACAACUUUGACUGCUUUGCAGACAAGCUCCAAGACACAACUGUCUACAGCUGCUUCCAAACUGUGCUGGGUCGAUUCCUCAGAGGAGGCAGCAAACCUGAGACUAAAGCUUUGGCUGAAGAGCUGCAGCAGAAGAUGUCUGUCUCCCAUAACCGAGGCUUGGAUUCAGAAGAGCCGUGCCAGGAAGGUGGCAGAACACCAAUGCCAAAGCCUGCCAAGCAGAAACCAGUCUUGGCAGGUUCACGCCGCCAGCCCCUGAGCUCUGCCAACAGUGACGAAGAUUUUGUUACACCCCAGCGUCAGCGUCUCCGCCUCCGCAGCCGGAAGAGUACCAAAAAGCACCUGCCACGUAAAAAAACUCUCAUCACCUUCUCCAGUGACGAGGAGAACAGCUCUGAGGAUGAGCUGUCAGCAGAACUCAGACCAGAGGAGACUCCCACCAAAACGACUCCCAUCACCAGAGCCUCAGCCCGCCGGCAGCGCUGA